This is a messenger RNA of Aspergillus niger, 663 nucleotides long. RefSeq lists its product as hypothetical. Lineage: Eukaryota; Fungi; Ascomycota; Eurotiomycetes; Eurotiales; Aspergillaceae. The transcript is spliced from 3 exons. Bases 1 to 663 code for a protein of 220 amino acids. The record is from RefSeq and is a predicted model, not a curated record.
AUGGACUAUCUAUUCUACGACAUUUUUAAGGAAGGGAAGACCCUUGACGACGCCCCACCAGCCUUACUUCGACAAGAGUCUGAAUUUGCCUGGGCUUCGACCAGAAGUGGAGAAACCACUCGAUUCUUCCCCUCGAUAACCGAUGAGGAAAACAAGGUCAACGGGGCGGUCGUACAUUGGAGAGGCAUUGAAAGCCCAGAACGGGCCGAGUCCAUCAAGCAAGAGGUUCCGUGGAUUAGACAUGGGUUUUCUGAUGCCAAGGUCAUUCCCAUUGGAAAUUUCACCUCGGUGUCAAAGCUUUUCCAACAAGGAGGGAAGUAUCUUGACUGUGAGCCAGUGCAACGCCUGCAGCCAUUUUCCACGGAUCCGUGUGUGACAUGCUUUGGAAAGGUAAGUACCAAGAUAUAUGUAAAAGAGCUACAUUCUCUUUUUCUUCUCAUGGUCCACCGAAUGACUGAUGGCUUUUUGUCUGGGACAGGAGGAAUAGCGGAAGAGGUAUUUGAUGUGGUCCAUCCACAGCAAGGAAAGGUUCUCCGACUGAAAGCGAAUGAUAGAGCAGAGGUAAAACAAUAUGUGGAAGAUAUUCCUUCUUUGAGUGAAGGUGCAGCAGAGGUGGACAUACUCCGAGCGAAAUCGCACAUGGUCUGGGAGGUUUUCUUCUAG